AGAAGAUGUCAGUAGGUGGCCAGGUAAUGAUUUAGACGUGGUUUGUUUAAAGAGUAUUGACAAUUCCGCGUACGUGACGCGAGAAUUUUUUCAAGAGGCGUCCGAUGUUUAUUCCUUUGGAAUUAUCAUGAUGGAAGUAAUUACAGGGUUUCCACCUUUUUAUGAUUUUCCGCAUGACGAAAACCUCGCGAUAAGCAUUUGUGAAGGCCUUCGUCCUACAAUUGGACGUCGAAUUCCUCAGCUGCUUUCGAAUUUGAUCGAUCAAUGCUUGGACGCAGAUCCCACCAAACGACUUUCCUCCGAACAAUUGAAAAAUACUUUGGGUCAAUAUUAUAAGGAUGUG
Funneliformis mosseae is the source of this 343-nucleotide messenger RNA. The record is from the annotation of a GenBank genome assembly. NCBI's taxonomy places the organism in Eukaryota, Fungi, Glomeromycota, Glomeromycetes, Glomerales, Glomeraceae.